Lingula anatina is the source of this 2351-nucleotide messenger RNA. Its product is annotated as fizzy-related protein homolog. Gene Ontology annotation, cellular component: anaphase-promoting complex. The record is from RefSeq and is a predicted model, not a curated record. NCBI's taxonomy places the organism in Eukaryota, Metazoa, Brachiopoda, Lingulata, Lingulida, Lingulidae. Gene Ontology annotation, biological process: anaphase-promoting complex-dependent catabolic process; positive regulation of anaphase-promoting complex-dependent catabolic process; positive regulation of ubiquitin protein ligase activity. Gene Ontology annotation, molecular function: ubiquitin ligase activator activity; anaphase-promoting complex binding; protein binding.
GUGACGCAUUUCCUUCCCAAGAUGCGCCCCAUCAGUAGCUGAUUUUAAAAUUUGUCAGAAAUGUUGUUAUUGUUGUGCGGUUUUAAGAAUUGAGGAAACACCCAAGUAUUUGACUGUUAUCUGGCUCUGAAGCUGAUGCUGACCCAUGUCAGAAGUUGGAUUUUACUAUAGCAGAUAUGGAUCCUGAUUAUGAAAAGAGAUUAUUUAGGCAACAAAAUGGACAAUCACCAUAUGGAUCUCCCAUGCAAAGUCCUGUUGCUUCCCCAGUAAAAGAUAAAUAUGGGGACCGUUUUAUCCCAAGCAGAGCAGGUGCGAACUGGCACAUUUCAUUCAAUAUGCCACAGGACACAGGAAAGACACAGUCACCGGGACAGACCAGGAAAGCCAAGGAAGCAAAUGAUAAUCAAAAGGACAUGACGUAUAGUUGCUUGCUCAGAAACGAACUUUUGGGUGCUGGAAUAGAAGAUUUGAAGGUUAGCACUGUUUUCCAGGAACAGCAACCUGAUGAAAGGAAAAUACUUGCACCAAAAGAUACCAAAAAUUUAUUCCAAUAUCGAGUGUCUAGAAAAGAUGUAGAUAGCAGUGACUCCUCUCCAUAUUCCUUAUCUCCAGUGGGAACAAAAAGUCAAAAACUACUAAGAUCACCAAGAAAGACAGUAAGAAAAAUCUCAAAAAUUCCGUUCAAAGUUCUUGAUGCGCCUGAACUUCAAGAUGACUUUUACCUGAACCUGGUGGACUGGUCGUCCACUAAUAUCCUCAGUGUAGGGCUUGGGACAUGUGUAUACCUCUGGAGUGCAUGUACUAGUCAGGUGACCAGGCUGUGUGACUUAGCAGUAGAUCAAGAUUCAGUAACGUCUGUAGCUUGGUCAGAAAGGGGGAACUCUGUAGCCGUUGGUACACAUAAAGGUUUUGUGCAGAUCUGGGAUGUCUCUGCUAACAAAAAAAUUUCAACACUAGAAGGUCAUUCAGCAAGAGUAGGUGCUUUAGCAUGGAAUGCUGACAUGCUGUCUUCAGGAAGUCGGGACAGGCUUAUUUUACAACGAGACGUCAGGACACCUCCAAGUAUAACAGAAAGAAGAUUGGCAGGGCACAGGCAAGAGGUGUGUGGCCUAAAGUGGUCACCAGAUCACCAGCACUUGGCCUCGGGAGGCAACGACAAUAAACUGUUUGUGUGGAACAUGAACAGCACAUCCCCAGUACAGACUUACACUGAACAUCUGGCCGCAGUAAAGGCCAUAGCCUGGUCUCCACACCAGCACGGCCUGCUGGCCAGUGGCGGAGGGACGGCUGACAGGUGUAUCAGGUUCUGGAAUACUCUCACAGGACAGCCACUGCAGUGUGUGGACACGGGAUCACAAGUUUGUAACUUGGCGUGGUCCAAGCAUGCUAAUGAACUGGUCAGCACUCACGGUUAUUCUCAAAACCAGAUCUUAGUGUGGAAGUAUCCCUCUCUGGUGCAGAUAGCCAAGUUGACAGGACACACUUAUAGAGUGCUGUACUUGGCCAUCUCACCAGACGGAGAGGCUAUCGUCACUGGAGCAGGUGAUGAGACUCUACGGUUUUGGAAUGUAUUCAGCAAGACGCGGUCACCAAAGGAAUCCAAAUCUGAACUUAAUUUAUUUACCAAAAUUAGAUAAACUUAUGUAGAGCCAUACUAGACAAAAGAUAUUUAUUUUGGUGAUUCAAGUUGAAUGGCCAACCAUAAAACCUUUGUCAGACACAGUUUUAAAGAGGAUUGCUGUCUAAUAUCUUUUUUUACUUGAACAUAUUCUUAACUUUCAACCAGAAAAAAUGAAAAACGCGAAUUCUUUUACUUUUAGUUGAUCAUAGGUUUUCAGGUUCGUUUUGGCCAUUUUAAGAUCUGCACCAACUUUUACUUUCUGUUUUCAUGUUUGUUUCUUAACUUGAUUAGUGUUUCUGACCUAUAUCACAUACCGCCAUUGCUCAUGUCGUAGCAAUAAUUUGCGGAUUUAUCUUAAUGUUUAACGCGGCUUCCCAAUGUUGUGGCUGACUCAAGAAGUGCAAUGUGUAAAAUUUAGUUUUAGUAAAAUGGACUUUGUACAUAUAGAUCAUAGUGUGAAAUUUAUGCUGGUUGCAUAUAAGUCAGAUCUACGGUGCAUUAUGUUGCGUUUGAUAUGAUAAGUGUAUGCAUGUACAGUGCUAUGGUAUAGUAAAAACAAUAAAAUGUAUCAUAUUUAGGAAUAGUGUAAUAAUCUGGUUAUUAUUUAUGCAGUAUCAACAAAAUAAAUGAAGAAAUACAACUAUAAUUGAUGUAAGCUUGGAAUGUAGAACAAAACCUUUAUAGAGAGAAGCGCAAAGAAGAACAUCGAAUAAACCCUAACUUUGAAACA